Molecule: messenger RNA, 945 nt
Organism: Papaver somniferum (opium poppy)
Lineage: Eukaryota; Viridiplantae; Streptophyta; Magnoliopsida; Ranunculales; Papaveraceae
Product: F-box/kelch-repeat protein At3g06240-like
Exons: 1
Coding region: 1-945 (314 amino acids)
Source: RefSeq, a predicted model, not a curated record
AUGAGUUAUGAUACAUUAUUAUCACCGUUGAGUGAUAGAGACGAAGAUGCUUUUAGGAUGGAUUAUCCAUGCAAUUCAUUUACCUGUAUUCAAUUGUUAGGUUCAUGUAAUGGCCUGCUUUGUAUACGUUAUGGUGAUCCUGACAGAUCCAUUUUCUUUUGGAACCCAGCCACUAAGGAGUUCAAAAUAUUACCUAAAUCCAAUCAUUGUCAAUAUAAUAAUAUCACGCACGCUUCUGGUUUUGGUUACGACGGGAAGACUGAUGAUUACAAGUUAAUAACUGUGGAAGACUUUGGGGACAGUUAUUUAGUUGACGUCUAUACAUUAAGAACAGAUUCAUGGAGAAGCAGUGAAUUACAUACGCCUCAUAAGUUUUCUUCUAUAAUGAUAGAAACUGAAGCACUUGCCAACGGAAAUCUGCACUGGAUAUGUAAAACGCGUGAUGAAUACAACUAUAAUAAUCUGGAUUGGUUAGGUGAAACGGGUGAUGAAUACUGCUAUGAUCUAAUAAUCUCUUUAGACAUUAGCGACGAGAAAUUCAAUGAGUUGCAACUGCCGGCAGAUGCUUUGGGUGCAAUGAUGAGAAAUGUGGGAGUGUUGGAAGGAUGCCUUUGUGCACUUUCUAGUACUCACAGUACUGUUGUUAGCAUUGAUCAGUUGGAAGUUUGGGUGAUGCAGUCUUGGACUAGACGUUAUACCAUUACGAAUGAGAGAUUUAUUGGCAAUUCAUAUUUGAAUUUUAUAUGGUCUUUCAAGAAUGGUGAGAUUCUAGUAGAGACUCUAAUUGAUUCAAAAUUGGUUAUAUACGACCCGAACGAGGGAAGUGCUAGAGAACCAAAGAUUUUUAGUAGUACUUUUGAAGUUUACUCUGCAGAGAAUUACGUUGAAAGCCUUGUUUCACUGAGCUCAUAUGUGUUGGAAAUAAUUGGGUUUCACAAAGGAUGA